AUGGAGCAGGACUUUGGCCUUUCGAAUUAUAUUGGGGAACGGAAAGUCAGUGUCCCUUGCGUCUUGAAGGAACUGUACUCGGAUUUCAUUGUGCAGGAAGUUCUUGGUAUGUUUCUGUUGUGGAAUCAUUUCUUGUUGUUAUUUACUUUUUUACCAUUGCCUUUUAUAGACGAUAGAAGUGUAUUGCAAUUACGAACAGCGGAUGACAUUAAAAACUACAUCAAAGAGGAAGAAGAGAGAGGUGUUGACGAAACUGUGACUGUGCCACCUUUUUUGAAUAGUGAACAGUUGGCAAGCUUAGAUGCCUUGAAUAAAUCUUCGGAGCCGUUGCUCAUAUCUUGCGAGGGCUUCAGCAAGGAUGACCGAAAAGCGUUACAUGAAUUUGUUAGGAUGCGAUAUCAUGGCAAGUUGAAUACUGAGACAAAGGAGAAUUCCAUUGAAGUCAGCUAUUUUGGCAUAGACAACCGAUCAAGAAAGCGAAAGCGAUGGCAUAAAGAUUGUCCCAAUCAAGGUCAUUUUACAUUGGCAAAAGAAAACAAGGACACUAGUUACGCUCUUGGAGUUAUUGCAAAAUUCCUCAAUGUUAAUACAAACACUUUCCGCACUCAUGGAAUCAAAGAUCGACGUGCUAUUACUUGCCAGCGCGUCAGUUGUAAUCGAAUAGAGAAGGAGCGGAUUCUCAGCUUGAACUCCCGCCUCAGGGACAUUAUCGUGUAUGAUUUCGAAUAUGAAAACGAUGAACUGAAGAUGGGAGGACACUGGGGGAACCGUUUCAGCAUUAUUUUGAGAAGUAUACCACCUGAACUGGAGAGCACGUUGACAGGUCGUUUAGAAGAACUAGAGGAAAAAGGAUUCAUCAAUUACUUCGGUAUGCAGCGUUUUGGUUCCUGUGGUACAAGCACAGCAGAAGUGGGGAAACUUAUACUGAAAAGAGAUUGGGAAGGAGCUGUAGCACUUGUCCUCAACAAUGAUCAUUUACCCGGAUAUCUUGGGUCGGUGGGAGACGCACUCCGAUGUUGGAAGCAAACCAAAGAUGCUUCACAGGCACUUCGAUAUUUAAAAGGAAGCCAAGCAUACGCAUCAAUAGAAGCCAUCAUAUUCAAGUGCCUAGCUAGAGGCGGAACUUGGCAAAAGUGUAUUACGGAAGCGUUGCCGAUGAAUCUCAGGAGUUUGUAUGUUGUUUCUCGACGGAUAUCUGAAAAUGGAACUACAGUACAACCAGAUGAUGUGGGACUAGAUGGGAAGAAACUUCCUUCAGAAGCCUCGCCAUUUGACAUUUAUAUACCACUUCCAGGAGAAGCUUCCAAUUUUGAGAAAAACUAUGGUCAGAAGCUUUUAGUUCUAACAUUUAUUUGUUGGUCCACUGAAUCUGAAUCUGUUGUGCAGUGUCGCAAUGGUAUGAAGAAAUGUUAG
This is a messenger RNA of Haemonchus placei, 1413 nucleotides long. Lineage: Eukaryota; Metazoa; Nematoda; Chromadorea; Rhabditida; Trichostrongylidae. The record is from the annotation of a GenBank genome assembly.